UAUCAAAAUAACACAUGGUUGCAACAAAUUUGACGAAAAAAUAUUGCAUGAACCUGCCAGCGAGGUGCGCGGCCCGUGCGCGACCGACCGAACGAUUCGGACGACGCGUCGCGUGAAAACGUUUACCUGGUAAAAACAUCUCAAAUCCCUAAACCUAGCCCGCAUGAAAGCGUUUACCUUGUAAAAACAUCCGAAAUCCAUAAACCUAGCCCCUUGCUGCCGCCAGCCACCUCUCCCGGCCACCACAUGUCUCCUAGCACUGCCGCAGCCGCUCCCGUAGCCAGCAGGAGGGCGCCACAUGGCCAGCCAGCCUCCUCCCUCUGAACAGGUCCCGCCAGGCCUAGAUUCGGACCUCCCCUGGCCAGAAUCCUGCCGCCAUGCAGCCUGCAGUUGAACCGCCUCCACCCUGCGUGUCGACCCCAUGCCCGAGCCGCACUGCAGCGUUGGCCUCCUAGCGCCACUGCCCGUCGGCGACCGCCGUGACCGGAACAGAAGGUUGCCAUGGACGCUUGCCCCGUUGCCAUUCGCGUUGGAUUCGGCCAGAUCUGGUAAGCCGCGCUCGGAUCUGCGCCUCCGCUGCCCGUGGACCUCGUCGGAGGACCCGCACCUGCCCCGUCGUCCCGUUGACCGUGCCAUGGCCGCUUCUCGUGCUGGUGGCGAGAGGAUGAAGACGCCCAGUGUCCCGCUCGCUCUGUUGACCAGGCUAGUGCUUGGGCCAACGCAUGGGCCACCCGGCCGCAGUUCAGCUCGCCAGCGCCGCUCGUCUCAAUGCCCAGCCGCUCCGCCUCGCCUCUGCCUGCCCGAGCCAGCCUCGUGGGCCUCGGCUUCACCCGGCCCAGCAGUGCCGGCCUACCCCGCGCGUUGACGCCUCGCCUCGAUGCCCAACCAUCGCAACUCGACGAGCCUCAUGGCCAAGUGGCGAGCGCCCCCGUAGCCCAAUCUUUCACCGUGGGUGUUAUAAAAUAUUGUGCGCGUGCCUUGUGUAGCCCGAUUUCUCCACAUUCGGCCGAGAGCUUUUUUUUUUCCAACACUACGAAUUUAACUAAUUUCGAGGGAAUUUCCUAAAUACAGAAAAUUGCAUCAUUUUGUAUUACUAAUAAAUAAUUAACCGUGCAUCAUAUGCAAAAAA
Messenger RNA from Hordeum vulgare subsp. vulgare (domesticated barley), 1129 nucleotides. RefSeq lists its product as uncharacterized. The transcript has 2 exons. The coding region runs from base 422 to 865 and encodes 147 amino acids. Lineage: Eukaryota; Viridiplantae; Streptophyta; Magnoliopsida; Poales; Poaceae. The record is from RefSeq and is a predicted model, not a curated record.